Molecule: messenger RNA, 3249 nt
Organism: Exaiptasia diaphana
Lineage: Eukaryota; Metazoa; Cnidaria; Anthozoa; Actiniaria; Aiptasiidae
Exons: 5
Coding region: 1134-1685 (183 amino acids)
Biological process (GO): positive regulation of gene expression; positive regulation of protein phosphorylation; fibroblast growth factor receptor signaling pathway
Cellular component (GO): cytoplasm
Molecular function (GO): growth factor activity; type 1 fibroblast growth factor receptor binding; type 2 fibroblast growth factor receptor binding
Source: RefSeq, a predicted model, not a curated record
UGACACUACUUGUGUUAUUAUGUAUAUUUUUUGUCAUACUGUAUAAGGAGACCUCCUUCGGUUUUAGCUAAGAUCUUUUGAACACUAUUCAAAGCAAUUUGAGCAAACAAAUUAAAUGGGCUCAAAAUKUUUGCACAGGCUCAGGGAUCAAACAUUGGUGAGAAACGGGCUCAGGGAUCAAUAUUUUCAGCAAAAAAUAGGGCUCACUAGAUCCUAAAUAUACCAUGUUACGAGUCUGUAUUGGAUUUGAUUACAUCGAUUACCGCCGAGUUAUCUUAUUUAUGGGACAUUAAAACUGUGAUUGAAAAUUUUCCCGCUCAUUGAUGGAUUAAAAGUAGUGUUCCUUUCACCGAAAAAUACUCCCCGGCCGACCCCGACGUCGAUGAAAAUAUUGAAACAUGAAGACGCUUUUCGCCAUUUUUGGUCGUUUGACGAUGUCCACGAGGCUUGUGGGAUGACACUUCCGUUAUUUCUUUUCGCCGCCGCAGUUUUAGCGAUUAGUCCGUACAAUCUGCGUCAUUACUAAUUCCUUUGAAAACUAAAAGUCAAAUUACGUAUGAUUUUAUGAAAUGGCUUGAACGGAAUUUUUGUUGAGGUUUAUUUCUGUCUGAUGUAUAUUACACUGUUGAUAAGCAUCAUCAAAGGAGCAUCCUUGCAAAAAUAUAUGAUUCAUUUGCUUUCCUUUCGAUAAACUCCUCUACCCAUGCUCACGUAGUAGACUGGCCAGACGUAUAUCAACAGAAGUACUGUACUAGGCGAUUACUACAAAUGUCACUGAGAUGAUGUAACGUAACUUAUUGAAAUACGAGUCAUCAGAAAUGGAUAUCCGGGGUCGUCGAAGUGCACCUGAUCCCAAUUUAGUUGACCGGUUUUUUGAAAUGUUCGGUAUGAGCACGUAACGAAACGGUGAAUCCCCCACAGACCGUGGAUGCGUAGCCAUUUACAUAUACUUCGCAAUCGUUGCGGAAAUUCCCUCGUAAUUUAAAGGUGUGUUGCCUUUGUUCAGCUCAUCGACAACAUCCUGCGGUAAAUGUCUAAGGCAUUGCCGUGGGCUGGCAAGGCUAUAAAAACCAUUGGGUCGUSUACAGGCUUCUCACUUACAUAAAAUACACAAGUCAACAAAUACUAGUGUUAUGUACAUCAACAGGACAAACAUGUGCGGACGAACGUGGAUUUAUUCAAUUAUUACAUUUCUGUACUUCGUUCUAAGUUCCUCAGGUGCGCCCAUCAAGGAUCAAGACAUCAGAUUUUUAUUAGGUAACCAUCGAGUUGAAGGCGUUCCUUUAACAUGGAGAGUUUGGAUAUAUUCACAAAACAGUCGUUUGCAUCUACGAGUAGCUGGAUCUCAAAUUGACUUCAAUGGAAGGAAAACCGAUUCUAGUACUGUUAUGGUUCUUGAGUCUGUCAAUAUCAAGGGACAUAUAAGCAUCAAAUCUGAGCAAGAGAAUUCUUACAUUUGCGUCAAUGCCAAGAAUGGAAAUCUUGUUCUUGAGUCAAAAGGCAGCCAGCUGAAACGUUGUUUAUUUGUAGAAGACUUUUAUCUUGGCUAUACAGUCUUUAAAUCCGUCUACAACAACAAAUGGUUCAUUGGAUCCAAAAGAUCUGGACAUAGAAAACAGCCUUCAACAACGGGAGCUACUCAAAAAGCAGUACGCUUUCUAGUAGAACAAUUACCCCAGUCUUGACGUUCGUAACUAGGCUAUCAAAUUUAUUAAGUUUUUUAUCGAUAGCKUCCAAACAAAACAUCAUUCCCAUAAGACAUUGUGGGUGACUCACGACGGCGUCUUUCGCUUGCAAAAUGAAUUACGCUAUUUAUUGGCUUGUUAUUUAUUUUUCAACAACAGAUUAUUUAUUUUAUCCAGUACUUCACAUAGAUAUAAAAUGACGACUUCGCGUUUUAUCAGCCAUGUCUUUAAUGCGAUGAACGAAAGGAAUAGAAGUGCCAUGAAGGAGACGAAUUGUUUUCGUUAUCCCAACUACUAAGAAUGUACACUUUGGUUCUUCAAACCCAUUUUUACGGGUCUUUUUUCACGGAUUUUGAUGAGUUAAACAGUCUGAAAAAUUAUAGUAGUUCUCCAAAUAAGAGUCUGUUAAGGAAACAAUUGUGUCUUGGCUGUGUACUAUCCUUCCGGUACCGUUUUGGUUCUAAGAAUAGAUAGUCAUUGAUAAUAUAUCAACCGUGACUUAUCUAGACAUGUAACCAGCCCUUACCCUGGUCACACCUUUGCCACAAUCGCGUUGUAGACACUUUUUGAUUGACAGCCAGAAAAAUUGAUUCAGAAUUUAACAAAGAGUAUUGUGCUGAUGGGAGACAUCCUGAGAAAAUUACAAACCUUUUGUGGCAAASUUUCUUUGUCAAUGCGACCACAGGGAUAAAAUAUACUCCGCCUUAUUUAYGGCAAGCCAAAUGGAGGCGGACAUGGGUUCCGCAUGGAAUGUGGUCGGGAUACUAGGCUGUUUUACAUAUUUGGUAGUGGUCGGCAUAAGGCUGUUUUACAUAUUUGGUUGUCUUCUGUUUCAAUCAGUACUUGCGGAAUUGAUUAUUGACGUUCUUCGCAUAAGAAAAAUAUUUAUUAACACACGAAAAUGACGCAGGAAAAGCUUUUCCUGAGUGACUUGUAAUGAUGUAUUUAAUCUAUUUAUAUAACAACUAUUUAUAUUAUGUAUAUAGUGAAUAUAGAUAUUGCAUAACCUUACAAUUGUAUACAGUAUAUCAUGAAAGGUUGAAUAACGAUCAAAUUGUAUAAGUUACUUACAGUUAUUUGAAAAGAAUUCAGAUCGUUUUUUUCUCGCUGCAUAAGAUGGUAAACAUUUUGUGCAGUGAAAUAUGAAUUCAAAUAUCAUUGAUACUGAUAUUUAUAUAUGUUGUCGGUUUAAUUUGUUUCAAAUUACUGUGAAUAAUGAACCAAAUAAAAAUUGAUAUAGAAAGCUUUUGAUAGUGUACGUUUUUUGUAGCCUUGUUUCAUAGGUUUGCAUCACCCUUAACCGUCCAACCGCUCAGAUAAUUAUUCCCGCGUCGCUGACGGCAUUAAAACUAAUAGAUCCAUUUGUGUUUAUUUUGCUUUUAUUUUGUAAGAUGAUAUAUUUGUAAGAAUCAGAUAUUAAAAAAGAAAAAGUGAGAGAAGAAAAAAGAAAAUGUGAGAAAAAAAUGUGGAGUUGCGGGGUUUCGAACCCCGGACCUUCCGCAUGCAAAGCGGACGCUCUACCACUGAGCUACAACCCCAAGUAAUUAAUWAGUGGUUCGAUUAU